GUAUCCAAGAAUGCGGCGAAUCCAUGCACGUCGUACGUAAGAUGUAACAAAUUACGGCUGCCUGUAUAGGUGUGUGUGUGCGUGUGUAAACUGUAAACGUUCCUCAGCAGUUUUCCACUUCUCGCCCGUGUCAGUGGUCGUGAUGUUUCUAAAACAAUGAAAAAAUAACAAAGAAUGAAAGAAACGGGGAAUCCGGUGAUAUGAGUUAUGCAGUGACAACCCACACGUACCGUAAUACGAUAGAGUUUAACCUCAAUUUGACACUUUGCAUUAUCGGAGCGAACAAUUGAACUGUUGAUAAGAAAUAUAAAGAAACAAGUUGAAGCUUAUUAUUAGUGAUUGGAUAGAUGAGUCUACAGGACAGCCUCUUUGCUGAGGAGAUUGAGAACGACGUGACGCUUUUUUCAGAACAGAAAGGAGCCAGGCGAGUUUUAAUUUUCCCACCAGUGAACAACUACCGGCGUUUUCUCAUCCAUCAAAUUGUUCAGGACAAUUUCUCGGAUCACUUGAGCACAUUCUCCAUUGGCCAAGGCUCAAUUAGGCGCACAGUCGUGUGCUACAAGUCGGACGUAAUCCGAGACCCAAAAUUGAACGGUGUGGUAUCGCCGAAGGGCAGUGACUCUUCGUCGAGGAUGAGGGUCGAGAACAGACGCUCGCCGUCAGCUUCACCGGAUAAUUUACGUCAGCGACAAGUGAGAUCCACACCUGCUGUCGAGAUAUAUCGUCCACCAGCGGCACGACGGGGUCAAAACGGCACAUCUCCGAGUGUGAGCACGACCGCGGAAUCCGCUACUGCGAAAACAAGACAGAAAAGGCCAGAUCGUGCUAUGUACGUUCCAAAGCAUCGUCGAAGUACAGAAGCUGAAGGGAAUCUUCAGCUGCAAGAAGAGACACCUUCAAUACGACCGAAAAACGAACGUAGUAUCAGAAACCCAAAUACAGGGAAUCCUUCAGAAUCUCCUCAAAUAAAGCAACAAGGCUCUGAAGAGAGUCUGAAAAUAUCAAAUGAUUCAUCGGCUCACAAAGAAUUCUCUCACGAAUCUUCGUCACAGCCUCCACAACUCCCAAUGGAUCUCCAGGAUGGACUGAUUAUCGAAAACAACCAAAAUACUGAUCAAAAUGAAUUCCACAAUCGGAGCAAUGGGCAUUGCGACCCGGAAGUGCCAUGUGAUACACCGAAUAUUGAUGUGACACUGGAAAAUAUUUCGGAAGUGAAAAAAACUGAGAAAGUCCUUAAUAGCAGAAAAGAAACAAGUUCACCGCGUAAUUUAGUGUCUGACGUGUUGAUAAUAUCGACUAGUGAGAGUUCGCCAUCGAGGAAAAUUAUUCAGGAGGAAGUACCGACUAUUCGACUACCGGAAAAGAAACUCAAGAAGGUGGCGAGGGCUAAAAGUAAACCUGCUUCACCGCCGUCGCCUCCGGCCAAAGUGAAUCGUGAUGAGUGUGACUGGGACAGUUUGUUUGAUGACAAUGGGGAAUGUUUGGAUCCAACGUUAAUUGAAGAGUUAACAGCUGCAGUUGGAGAAGUAACGAUAGAGCAACCAAAAAAUGACUACAAAGCGUUCAGCAGACCUUUCGAGGUCUCCAGCGACGAAUUUGCUCAUGUGAUUGAAAUCUACAAUUUUCCUUCUGAUUUCAAAACUAGUGACCUUGCAGCGGUAUUCAGCACCUUCAAAAAUGGAGGGUUCGAACUCAGGUGGGUCGAUGAUACCCACUGCCUUGGAGUAUUCAGCAGUCCGCUUGUCGCUGCUGAAGUACUAGCGUCAGAUCAUCCGUUCGUAAAGACACGCCCACUCAAUGAAGCGUCUGCACUCAGUAAGACCAAGGCGAGGAGGAGUGCUGAAUUUAUGCAGCCGUACAGAAGCAGACCUGAGACGUGUGCUGCUUUGGCCCGGCGUUUGGUUACUGGUGCACUUGGAGUAAGAUUAGCCACUGCGAGACAGGAGAGAGAGCAUGAAAAAGUUGUUCUCCGAGAGGCUAAAGGUAAAAAUAGCAACCUUCGAUAUUAUAAGUUAUAA
Messenger RNA from Diachasma alloeum, 2018 nucleotides. Its product is annotated as R3H and coiled-coil domain-containing protein 1. The transcript is spliced from 7 exons. The record is from RefSeq and is a predicted model, not a curated record. Gene Ontology annotation, molecular function: nucleic acid binding. Bases 348 to 2018 code for a protein of 556 amino acids. Lineage: Eukaryota; Metazoa; Arthropoda; Insecta; Hymenoptera; Braconidae.